GGGACACAGUUCUGAGAGAAACCGAGACCAGCUUGAGCCCUGUGACUGGAAAUACCGCACCGGCUGCACGAUGAGUGGGAGAGUUGGGGAUCUGAGCCCUCAACAGGAGGAGGCCCUAGUAAAGUUCCGUGAGAAUGUGAAGGACCUGAUGCCUAAGCUGCCCGCUAAUUCUCAGGAUGACUCUUACUUGCUGCGAUGGUUGCGAGCCAGAAGCUUUAACCUGCAGAAAUCAGAGAAUAUGCUCCGAAAGAAUGUUGAAUUUCGAAAGCAAAUGGAUUCAGACAAUGUGCUGGAAAAAUGGCAACCUCCAGAGGUGGUUCAGAAAUACCUGUCAGGAGGCUUGUGUGGACAUGAUCGGGAAAACAGUCCCAUCUGGUAUGAUGUUGUUGGGCCCCUGGAUCCCAAGGGACUCUUGUUCUCAGCUUCAAAGCAGGACCUCAUGAAAACCAAGAUGCGGGACUGUGAGCUUAUGCACCGUGCAUGCCUAAUGCAGAGUGAAAAGGUUGGCAAGAGGGUGGAAGACGUGGUUAUGAUUUAUGAUGUGGAAGGUUUGGGGUUGAAGCACCUAUGGAAACCUGCAGUGGAGCUAUAUGGAGAGAUUCUGCAAAUGUUUGAAGAUAAUUAUCCAGAGGCACUGAAAAGGCUGUUUGUUAUCAAAGCUCCUAAACUAUUCCCAGUGGCCUAUAAUCUCAUCAAGCACUUUCUGAGCGAGGACACCCGCAAAAAGAUCAUGGUUUUAGGUGAUAACUGGCAGGAGGUGCUUAAGAAAUAUAUAGCUCCUGAGGAACUACCCCAGUAUUAUGGAGGGACGUUGACUGACUCUGAUGGUGACCCCAAAUGUAAAUCCAAGAUAAACUAUGGUGGGGACAUCCCUAAGAAAUACUAUGUGCGAGACCAGGUGGUGCAGAAUUAUGAAAAUAUCUUGAAUAUCAAUAGGGGCUCUAGUCAGCAGAUGGAAUACGAGAUUCUCUUCCCUGGCUGUGUCCUCAGAUGGCAGUUCCAGUCUGAUGGUGCAGAUAUAGGUUUUGGAGUAUACCGCAAGACAAAAGCCGGUGAGAGACAGAAAGCUGGAGAAAUGAUCGAGGUGUUGUCAAAUCAGAGAUACAAUUCACACAUGGUUCCUGAGGAUGGAACUCUGACUUGUACUGAACCAGGAACAUAUGUACUACGCUUUGAUAACACUUACAGCUUCAUCCAUGCCAAGAAGGUCAGUUACACAGUUGAAGUUCUGCUUCCUGAUCGAAAAUCAGAAGAAAAAAUUCAACAAUUAGAAAGCAAGUUGGAAAGCAGUCUAACCAUCUAGAGACACUAUCCAGAUGGCAGAGAUCAUUGCUUUUGGCAUGUCUUUAAUGUCAGUUACUGCAAUAAUGCCAGAUUUGAUAUAAAUGAAUUAAGGCACUCAGGAGUUGAGCUGCCUAUCCCAUUAGUUACUGAUGACUCAUGAGUGCCUUAUUGUAAUAUAUAUCAGAGACAUAAUGCAGUGUAUGAACAAAUACAAUCUGUUCAUGCUUGAGUCAGAAGUCAUGAAAGUGAGCAGGUAUAUAGAAUAUAUAUAUUUAAUGCAAGUUAAGUUUGAAGGGAUGUGGCAUAACAAAAAAGCCAAUUUCACUACGUAGUCUCCUUCCAAUCCUGAAGCUCCUUACAGCUCACAGGACAUGUGGGAUUUGUAGGGGUGGCCUAAAGACUGCAGUGUGCAGUGUAAUGGGCAUUACAUGUUUGUUCUGAAGAAAUAAAUUAUUGGAAAGACCUGUUUACUUACAUGAGGGGAACUCCUUUGCAUUUGGAAUAUAUUAUAAAAAGCUAGCAUGUGUGUCACCCAGUAACAUACUAAUUAAACUAGGGCAUAAAUUGCAUGAUAAUUAAAUAUUUUCAUCAAAUAGGUAAUAAAUUGUGGUGGCUAUAGCCUCUGAAUAUGGCAUUAAAACACAAAGCUAACUGUCCUUCUGACAUUUAUUAAAUAGGCUGUAAUUAGUUUACAUAUGUAUAUCAUACACGGUCAUUGUUUACACUCCUGAAAGCUUCCCUCAGAUUUUCACCUAAUUUAACCAUAGGAUAAUCUUUUUUCCUUAUACUCUACAGGGGCAUUAAUUAAUUGUUUUUUCUUACUGAAUAAAUUCCAAUUUUUUUAAGAUACAA
This is a messenger RNA of Xenopus laevis (African clawed frog), 2136 nucleotides long. It is a transcript of the gene sec14l2.L, whose product is annotated as SEC14-like lipid binding 3 L homeolog. Gene Ontology annotation, cellular component: cytoplasm. The record is from RefSeq and is marked provisional. Lineage: Eukaryota; Metazoa; Chordata; Amphibia; Anura; Pipidae.